Messenger RNA from Salvia miltiorrhiza (redroot sage), 2509 nucleotides. Its product is annotated as probable receptor-like protein kinase At1g11050. NCBI's taxonomy places the organism in Eukaryota, Viridiplantae, Streptophyta, Magnoliopsida, Lamiales, Lamiaceae. The transcript has a single exon. Gene Ontology annotation, biological process: protein phosphorylation. Gene Ontology annotation, molecular function: ATP binding; protein kinase activity. The coding region runs from base 383 to 2260 and encodes 625 amino acids. The record is from RefSeq and is a predicted model, not a curated record.
UGUGUGUGUUUUGAGUCAAAGCAGCAAACUCAUUUUGAGUCUUUGACAUUGCAGCUGCAACUCCAAUCUUCAUCUUCCACAGCAGCCGCCCGCCGUUGAGAUUCCAACUCAAAUAUCUUAUAAACCAAUCUUUGACUAAAAUUCGCCCACUUCUCUAUCUAUUCCUCCCACCAAUUUCAUUUUUUUUUUCUUUUUCGUUUCUUCCUCGAAUUUUCCUUGGGUUAGAUUCAUGCAUCGUUAGAAAGAGAAAGAGAAAGUCCCUUUUCCUCCUCCUUUCCUAGUUGGAAAACAGAGUAUAAUUCUUGAUUCCCUUCUUCCCAAUGAUUUCAGACCUCAAAACCCUGCACAAAACAAACGCAGUGUAGCUAGGGGUUCUUUUAAAAUGAAGCUGAUUUUGACUCUGUUUCUAUCCCUUUCCGUCAGCGCUCUGUCGGCGCCAUCUCCGAGCGAAAAUCCCACAAACGCAACCUCAAAAUGUCCCAUGAAUUUCGAUUAUGUAAGGACAGUCCCAUGGGAUGUUUCCGAGUGCAAAGACCAUCUCUCUCCCAACAGCACCAGGUGCUGCCAAGCCCUUCUCUCUCUCAUCGGCGUAGCAUUCGCGGAGAAUCUAAAAAGGACAUCUUUUUUCCGGCUCCCAGAUUUGCCCACCUCAAUUUCAUGCCUCCAAGAUUUUCAGACAAAACUGAGCUCUCUUUCUCUGCCGUCUAAUCUGACAUCCGUGUGUUUCAAUCCUAUGCAAUUUAUCACAACCCCAAACAUCUGUGCCUCGAUUCAAACCACUCGAGAUUGGGUUGAGAAGCUCGGGAAUUCGACCGAUUUGGACUCUGCUUGCAAGCCGGACCUCGCUGAUCUCACCGCUUGUGAUGCUUGCGUUGCUGCAGGUUUUAAGGUUCAAUCAAGUUUGAUCGCAAUUGAUGGUAAUAACUCUCAUUCCACAAAUUGUUUUUACUUUGCGGUUUUGUAUGCUGCUGGAAUUGUGAAUCAGUUUGGACCUGAGAGCAUUGGUGCUGUUUCCUGUAUUUUUGGUUUAUCGAUUGUUUCUAACAAGAGCUCGUCUAGUAAGAGGCAUUCGGGUUUGAUUUAUGGCGUGGCUGGAGCCGGUGUGGCUCUAGUUUUGGUGUGUGGUUUGUUGGGGUUGUACAUUUGGUGGGGUAGGAAGUUUAGAGAGAGAAGUGAUGAGGGAGAGGAGGAAUUGGGGUCUAGGGCAAGAAGGCCUACCAUAGUGUCUAUAUGGUUCAAGAUUGAUGAACUUGAGAAGGCGACGGACGGGUUUUCGCCUAAGAACUUUCUAGGGAGAGGGGGUUUUGGGAUGGUCUAUAGAGGGACAUUGAGUGAUGGAACGGUUGUUGCAGUGAAGAAGAUAAUAGAAUCUGAUAUUGAAGGGAAUUCUGAGUUUUGUAAUGAAGUUGAGAUCAUUAGUAACUUGAAGCAUAGGAAUCUUCUGCCUCUUCGAGGGUGUUGUGUGGCUGACAACGGUGCUCCACACGAGAGUGAGCGUUAUCUUGUUUAUGAUUACAUGCCGAAUGGGAACCUUGAUGACCAUUUGUUUCCGGUGAGUACUAGUGGGCAUUCUCCGUUGUCGUGGCCUCUGAGGAAGAGUAUAAUCAUGGAUGUGGCAAAAGGGUUGGCUUAUCUCCACUAUGGCGUUAAGCCGGCUAUAUAUCAUAGGGAUAUCAAGGGGACUAAUAUAUUGUUGGAUAGUGAGAUGAGGGCAAGGGUGGCGGAUUUUGGGUUGGCGAAGCAGAGCAGGGAAGGGCAGUCUCAUCUCACGACCCGUGUGGCUGGAACGCAUGGGUAUUUAGCGCCUGAGUAUGCCCUAUACGGGCAGUUGACUGAGAAGAGCGACGUGUACAGCUUUGGAGUUGUUGUUUUGGAGAUCAUGUGUGGGAGGAAGGCUCUUGAUCUGUCCGGGGGGUCGCCUCGUGCAUUCCUGAUCACGGACUGGGCUUGGGAGCUCGUGAAAGGUGGGAAGCUCGAGAAGGUGUUGGAUCCUUUCCUGGUGAACGAUGGGGAUUCACAGACUGCAAAUCCAAGAGGAGUGAUGGAGAGGUUCGUGCUCGUUGGCAUUCUGUGUGCUCAUGUCAUGGUGGCCCUAAGGCCGACCAUUGCAGAAGCGUUGAAGAUGUUGGAAGGUGAUAUCGAGGUCCCUAUCAUUCCGGAUAGGCCAAUGCCUCUCGGCCACCCUUCCUUCCAAAGGAAUUUCAGCAUUUCUCCGGCAUUGAGCGCAUUACAGCUCAAUUCCGGAGACAUGCUUAGGUGAAGAACCCUAAACAAGAUGUUUUCUUUUUUUUGUCCGAUAAAUGAUUAACUAAUGAAAAAUUCAAGAUUGUUGGAUUUGGAAGUGCAAAGGCAGUUUCAUCAACAGAGCUUCAACUGAUAAGAAGGAAAAUGUCUUGAGAAUUUAGAGGUGUUCUUGAAUCCUUUGUAGAUGUACAAAGUUUGUAUACAUAUCUAUAACUAUAAGCCACUCCUUUGAAAUGGUUUAAUGUAAAUAGAGAUCGUUUUAUCA